CGUUCACUCAUACUCCCCAAGAUUUUGAAUUGUGCAAGUGAUUUAUAAUUUUCCCGCCCCAAAUUUAGGGCUCAUACUCAUUCCACUAGGAUUGCUUGAAAGCCAUCUACAGCCAUGGACGCGAUUCCUUUAAGCUUUAGAACCCCAAUACGAGACGCCAUUUCCAGGAUCCGAUUCUCCCCGCAUUCCAACAAUCUCCUCAUUUCUUCCUGGGACUGCAAACUCCGUUUGUACGAUAUUCAACGCUCUGAGCUAAUACUAGAAUCGCCAGGGGAGGCUGCACUUCUGGAUUGUUGUUUUCAAAGUGAUUCUGUGGCUUUCAGUGCAGCUUCUGAUGGUUCUGUGCACAGGUAUGAUAUGCAUUCAGGACAUAAAUCUGCAAUAGGGAAUCAUGACCAUAUGGCAACUUUUGUUGAGUUUUCUCCUGAAACAUGUCAAUUAAUUACUGCUGGUUGGGAUAGGAACAUACUCUUCUGGGAUGCACGGUCGGCGAAAUCUGUUGGAUGCUUGAACAAUCUAACAUCAGAGGCAGAGUCUAUGACACUCUCUGACUCCAGUUUGAUGGUUGCUAUUGAUUCAUCUGUAAUCAUUUAUGAUCUUCGCACCCUUAGGAAACUGGUUCACCGAAAAGAUGUCCAAAUUAAAUGCGUCCGCUCUAUUCUUAGUUCUGAAGGGUUUGUGGUUGGCUCAGUGGAUGGACGUGUUGCUUUGGAGUAUAUCUGUGAAUCAGAUAUGGAUAAGGGAUAUGCAUUUCGAUGCUAUCCAAAGAGUACAGAUGGUAGACGUUAUGCCGUGGCAGUAAAUGACAUUGCAUUUAGUCCAUUAAGCAGUGGUUCAUUUGUAACUGGUGAUAAUGAGGGCUAUGUAAUAAUAUGGGAUGCUUGGCACAAGAAGCGACUGUUUGAGCUUCCAAGACACCCAAACAGCAUUGCUUCUUUGGCAUACAACCAUGAUGGUUUGCUUUUAGCAGUUGCAUCCAGUUACACUUACCAAGAAGCUAAGGAAAGUGAAGAGCCUCCACAGAUAUAUAUUCACAAAGUUAAAAACUCCGAGUCACCUUCCAUUUGAACGUCAUAUAUGGAAUGACUCUGAAGUAGGUGCCUAUAUUUCCUACUUGAAUAUCAUUUAUUACCUUUGAGGAAUCAAUCCAUUACUAUUACAGUAUAGGGUUGUUCACUGAGCAACUUUUUACAAAUUCCUCACUAUCUUGAGAACUUGUUUUUAGGAUCAAUUUCAGGAAUCUAUUGAGUAAGAUCCCCUAUAGAUUCCCAAAUCAUUCAAAUUACUAUGUUGCCCUGCAUUCCAUUAUGGCAGUUUGCAUUCAUUCCAGGUAUCAAUUUAAUCUUAUUCGGCUGCAUAUUUUCUUCAUUAUUCAACAGUGCACCUGAUCCCAAGAUGAAGUGGGAAUUGGUCACUAUGAUAAACUGGCAGGGUGUGAUUGCCUGUUAUCGAAAUCCACUUGUCCUUAGAGGAGCGCGCUAUCUGGAAAAUAUUCUGUCUCUUAGAAUAGUAUUUAUCAAAUGUAUUAACCUUGCAGGAGUUGUAGCUUCUUAGUUCGCUAAUUUAAUUGCUGAACAUUUUAAUGCCUAGACAUGUGGUGAAGCUCUUCUAUCAACUUCGAUAGUUUGAUACUCUGUAUUAUUCAACUUCAUUUUUUGAAAUGUAAAUGUUGUGAUAGUGUGAUACUUGAGUAAAACUUUAAAG
Molecule: messenger RNA, 1704 nt
Organism: Cuscuta europaea
Lineage: Eukaryota; Viridiplantae; Streptophyta; Magnoliopsida; Solanales; Convolvulaceae
Source: the annotation of a GenBank genome assembly